Messenger RNA from Paramecium sonneborni, 2955 nucleotides. The record is from the annotation of a GenBank genome assembly. NCBI's taxonomy places the organism in Eukaryota, Ciliophora, Oligohymenophorea, Peniculida, Parameciidae.
AUGAUCAUAAAAGGCAAAAUAAUCAAAACACAACAACCAAUUUAAUUCUAAAUCUCACAAAGUAUAAAACACACUGGUUAACCAGAAAAAGCUAAAAUUAGCGUAAUGAGCAUCAAACAAUUUCUAAAAGAAGUUGAUAUUGAUGAUGAAUUUUAUGAGAACCCUUCCAAUUUAAAAUAAGCAGCAUAUUAAUACAGUUUUGCCAUUGGGUUUAACUUAAAUUAUAAUUUGACAAAUGCUAAAUAAUGGUUGUCAUCUAAAGAAUUAAUUGAACUUACUUAUGUAUUAAAAUGGAUAUAUGAUGUUUCAUCAGAUGAAGAAAAAGAAAAUAUUGAUAUUAUUUUUGAUCCUAAAGAUGAUGUUUUGAAGAACAUAGUAUUAUUAAAUAUAGCUUUGGAGUAGAAAAAAUUAACAUUUAUGCCUCCUUAUCUUGUUAAUGAUAAAUGUGAAAUCAUUUAUGGAUUAUCUUUGAUUAUAUAAAAAAAAAUAGAAAAUGAUAAUAUUGAUUAAUUCAUUCCUCUAUUAUAAGAGAUGGAAAAAAAAAGUAGUUCAUCAAGAAUCAAUUAAAUAAUAGUUUUAGAAUUAUUUGACAUAGUUUUAUCAAAAUUGUCUGGUGACCCGCAGGAUCUCUUUAAUAAGUUGAUUUCAAAUAACCAUAUUAUUAAUUUGUAAAUUUGGGAAUAAGAAUAAAACGAUUUUAUUGAAUAAGAAUUAGAAAUGCCUUAUUUUUAUCUUCGACAGACAAAAAAGGUUUAUCAAAAUACAAAAGAGGGGUAUGAGAUGACAAUAAAUGAAUUUAAAUCAAAAUGGGAAAAAUACAUAUCAAAACAAAAGUUGGAUCUUUUUGACCUUCCGGAAUAAAAUGAAAAGAUAGAUCCGUAAGAAUUAGAAGCGUAAAUUCCAGAAAAAGCAGAUGAAACAAAGUCAGAAAUAAAAAAGUCAACCCGACCAAAAUCGAGAAUUAAUAAAAAAAAAUUAUUAGAUAGUACCAUUUAAAAAGAAAUUCCUUCUGCAUCUGACCAAAAAUAAAUUCCUCUAUAAGAUUCACUUUCAGAAUCAACCAAAGAAAUUGUUCCUCCUCUGCCUCCACCUCCACCUCCACCUCCACCUCGUCUACUUAUGUAAAAUGGAAAUCCAAAACCUAAUCAAGCUCCUAAUUACUCUAAAUUUUGUUUUAAUCCUAUUGAAAAAAAUAUUGAUAUGAGUAUCUGGACUGUUCAACUUUAAGAUUUUGAAAUUUAAGUUAAUCAUGAUAUUCUUAAAUAUUUUAUAAAGAAGGAAAGAUAAUAAUAAUAAAAAGUUGUUGAAAUUAAAAAAGUAUAAAAGGACAUAAUUGAAGUUAUGCCAUCAGUUUUUAAGGAGGAGGAAAUGGGGAUUGAAUUACUCUAAAAAACCCUUUCAAAAGUCGACUUAGAUAUUUUAUUGGAUUAAAUAAAUGAACUUAAAUUCCUGGAUAAAAAUUAAGAUAUCUAAAUUAUAUCAAUCAUUGAGGAUCUUAAUAAUUAAUUAAAAAAAAUAACUAAAAAAAAGGAUUUAGAAAAAAGUAUUAAAGACAUUUAGCAAACAAUAUAAAAGGCAAAAACAGAUAAUGAAUAAUAUGCAAAAAAAAAGUAGGAAGAAGAAAAUAAUUAAGAGAUACAAGAGAUAUAGAGAUUAAAGAACUUAUAAGGAAUUGAAAAAGAAGAAGCUCUUUUAGAGUUUGAUUAAAGUUUAAAUACUUUACAAAAUGAUUUAAACUCUGAAAUUGGAGAAAAAGUUGUCUAAUAGCUUAUUGAAGAAUAGGAAAAAACAUUGAAAUAAUUGAGAACUGAUCUUGAAAAUACAUAUUUGAAAAAACCUGAAUAAAUUAUCAAGGUUGAUGAUAAAAUAUCAAAAUAAGAAUAAAAUAAUUUAGAAUUACAAGAAAAGAAAAAAGAUAUACUUCAAUAAUUUGAAAGUGCUCUUUUAUAAAAACAAUAGCGACUAAAAUCUAUAAAACCUCCCAGAUAAGAUAAAUUUAAGGUUCAUCCAAACGAUCUCUUUAUAAAAAAAAUAUAUGAUAAAAAUCCUAGGAAUGGAAUUUAGAUUGAGGCUUUUUAAAAAGAAUAUAGAGAUCGUAAAAUUCAUAUAUCUAACACAGUAACAUAAAACAGAGAAAUUCUUUCUGAGCUCAGUAGAGACAAAGAAUUGAUUAUGUAUUUUUAAUACAUUAAAUAAUAUGGAAAAAUAUUUAAUGAAAUAAAAAGUGAUAAAUAUGGUUACCAAUUUGAAAAUAUUCUAACAUUUUCAUAUAAGACUUAAUAAUUAGAAGGUAACUAGGAAGAAUUAAUAAAAUAUAUUGUAUAAAGCAUGUUAAAUUAUAAUACAAUUUUAAAAUUAGUGAACAACAUGGUCAUUCAAAAGAAGUCUUAUGAAGAAUUAGAAGAAGCAAUAACAUAAAAGAUGUCUGAUUUGAAUAUGAAUAAAGGCCCAAAAAUUUUUGCAAAAUUAAAAACAAUGAUAAAGGAAAGAAUGCCAUUAGAAAAAUUAGAAAUCGAGAUUGACAAAAUGAUGCUGUUUAAAAAUUUAGAGGAAACCCCAUAUAAACAUCUUUAUGUUUUAUCUCAAAAAAAUCGCGCUUUAUCAGAAAUUAAAGAUAUUAUAACUUUAUUUAAAGAACAUUAAACAUGGCUUGAAAAAUAUUUAAAAUAAUUAAGUGAGAAUUAAGAUAAUAUAAUGUUUGUUGAAAAAGCCUAAAAAUAUGCAAAAGAAUAUAAAGAGUUUAUUUUUUAAAUGGAGAUCAUAUAUAAUACAGAUUCAAAAAAUUUAUAGGAAAUUAGAUAUUUCUUCAGUGAUUUCAGAGAUAAAAUUGAAUCACCAUAAUUCUUUUAAGAUAUAUUGACUAUAAAAACUCUAUUGAGAAACUAUUAAUAUGUAAUAGAAGAAGAGAUGAAAAAAACGAGAUUGUAGAUGCUAAAAGCAUCAAAAAAGAGUUGA